AUUAUGUUGUUAUAAACCAUCAGUUCAAGCCGUAGAAAUAAUCUCUUGUAUAAAUGUGAGCUAUAAUUGUGUACAAUAAAUGGGCAAACAAGAUAAAUUUCAAUAGUUUUGAGCUUAAAUUUUGCAUAAUUACUGAAAAUCCUCAUUUUGGGUUUGUCAUAAUUAGCUCGUUCAAGUCGUGGAAAUAAUCUCUUGUAUAAAUCUGAGGUAAGACCGUGUAUAAUAAGGCUCAAACAACAUAAAUCCCGACAGUUUCGACCUUAAUUACAGAAAAAAAUUUGCAUAAUUAAUGAAAUUCCCGAUUUUGGGUCUGUUGGGAUGCAUAAUUAGCUCUUGAUACAUUUUUUCUUUCGUAAAGAUACAUAAUUAGCUCCCCACAUAUUUUUUUUUUUCCAAUUUUUGAUAUGUCGAGGUACAUAAUACAACGAAGAUACAAUUUUUUCUUUUGUAGAGAUACAUAAUUAGCUGCCGAUUUGGAUCUAUCGGGAUUCAUAAUUAGCUCCCGAUAAAUCCAACGAAAUGCAUAAUUAGCUCUUGGUACAUUUUUUCUUUUGUAAAGAUACAUAAUUAGCUCCCCACACAUUGUUUUUUUUUCCAAUUUUUGAUAUGUCAAGAUACAUAAUAUAACGAAGAUACAAUUUUUUUCCUUUGUAAAGAUACAUAAUUAGCUGCCAAUUUGGAUCUGGCGAGAUUCAUAAUUAGCUCCCGAUACAUCCAACGAAAUGCAUAAUUAGUUGAGAUUUUUGUAGUUACCUUAUAAGGGUAAGAAUUUGUGUAAAUAUGGUAAGUUAAGGUGUAUGUUUAUGUUCUUUCUUGGACUCCGCGCGAGCUUCAAUACACCGAGCUGGCCUCUUUUUGUUGUUAUAUCUACUCAUAUUUUGAGGUAGAAGAACUCACACAAUAAUAUGAGUCAGGACAAUGAAAAUUUAUUAUGCUUUGUUUAUCGAUCUCAAAUACUCUAACUGUUAUGUCUGUUUAUAUUUUGAGUAGAAGAAUAUGAUAGAAAAAAUUAUUUUGUUUUGUUUGUAGAUCUCCUUACUGUCAGUUUUAGAUAAAGGGAAGCCUUGUGAACUAAAGCUCCCGCAUGAACUGUUAUUUCUGCUAUAAUUUGAAUGGAAGAAUUUGACUCUGCAAGAUAUUUUUAGUGUACACACCUAAAGAUGGCAAUUUGUUGAUGGAAUCCGUUAGAAAUUGGCUCAUCGGUAACAUUUCUGACGAGCUUCCAUCGAAAAUCCGGAUGUUUUAGUGAUUUUGUUGUUGUGUCUACUUAUAUUUUGAAUAGGAAACUCAUAGUAUAAGAUGACAAUGAAAGUUUAUUGUGUUUUGUUUACAAAUCUCUUCUGCUGUUAGAUUUUAGUGGUCUCAAUGAACUGUUGUCUAUGUUUAUAUUUUGAAUGGAAGAAUAUGACUCUGCAAGAUUUGUUUUGUUCGCUACUAAACGAAAAAGCAAAUUUCCAGCGGGAUGUAAGAAUGACUUGCUGAUUUUGUUGUGGUAUAUACUCGAAAGAAGAUAAAAAAAAUUUGUUGAUUUUGACUUGUUAUUGCAGAAGCCAGCUGCUCCUAGAUGUACCUCAUUGUUUAAGCUUUAUACUAUAGUUAUCUUAGAUCUGAGAUCUUCACCCAACCCGCACCCACAAACUUUAAAUCCUUAAUGUACCUCAAGGGCUUACAUCUUGGUUUAGAACUGUUAAAUAUGUGCAUAGCAGGCACAGUUUGUGCAACAAUGGACACCAAGGUGAGGUAUCUACAUGAAAUCUUUUGGAAGCUUAGGGUCGGCUAUGCAUUUCACCGAAUAUCAAAAUUGAUUUUUAGCAGUUAUGGAACAAUCCAGAUGAUGGUGCUCUAUUUUAUUGUUAAGCUUCAUAUGAUGUCCUUAGAUAAGAAAAUAGAGGAUUUUGAUAAAGCGGAUAGUUUUUUUUGUUUUUUUAUAGGAUAAUGUUUUCAGGUCUGAUUAGCUAUUGCUAUGAUCAGCAAUCUUGGGAAACAAUGUCGAAAUCUUCCAAGAGCAUUGCUCUCAGGAUGAAAGUACACUGCAAGGAUUGUGGAGUGGAACUAAAAAAGCAGCUGAAAGAGGUGAACGGUGUUGAUUCAGUUGACAUUGAUCAUAAACUUGGGAAAGUAGUCAUUUCAGGCAAAGUAGAUCCUGAAAAAGUCCUACGCAAGCUUGAGAAGCGUGGGAGAGAAGCCGAGCUUUGGCCAUGUGAAAAAUUAAAAGUGAAUGAUCCACCGAGUGGUUCGAACAUUGUGGAGGUCAAGCUAUUUGAUAACCCAAGAUUGCAUAAUGUGGAGGUCAAGCUGACUUUCCAAGGACAAUCAACAAGUAAUAACACUGGGAUAACACAAUCAAAAGUGCUUCCACAUGGUGGUGGUGGUCGACUUUGUUCUGCGUCUUCAUCAUGUUGUGGUUGCAAUCAUGGUAAUACUAGAUUUGGUUCUUGUUAUGCCAAUAACAGAAACAACUAUUGUUACCAUAAUGUACCGGCUACACAACCGGAGAUGCUUCCACAUGGUGGUGGACUUUGUUUUGCAUCUUUGUCGUGUUGUGGUGGCCACGGUGGUAAUUAUACUCAUUCUGGUUCUUAUUGUGCGGAUAACAGAAACAACUAUUCUUGCCAUUGCCUGCGGCCGCUGCCAAUGGGAUACAUUCCUCAUCCACUUAUGAUGCAGCCACCAUGGUCAGGUGAUCGUACUAUUCCAUCAGCUCCUCCUUUGCCGUCCGACUAUUUUCAGCCACCGGCAUCACCACCUUCAUACUUGUCAGUGCGUCCUUCCUAUUACAGCGUCUUAAGCGACGAGAACACGAAUAGAUGUAUAAUCCAAUGAUGUGUGUAUGUGUGUGCGCGCGCGCAGUUGUUUGUGUGUAUAUUUCAUGUUAUACUAUGUGGUAAAGGUCCAAUUUUCAACAAAUAAAAGUAAAAAGAAUAAACAAGGGGUGGAGGAAAUACAGAAAAGUUUAGCAGUAAUAGUUCAUGUAAAAUUUUCGCCGUUCUCAUGACAACUACUACGUUGGUUGUAACGUGCCUUUUCUUUUUUGAUGAUUGUGAAGUUUGCUCAUUUCGUGAAUAUUGCCCCUUUGUUGAUAUAGUAAUUUAUUUUUAACCUUGUCUGUUACGAUCAUGACCAUGAAAAGCACCAAUCCAAGCAAGUAAAUCUUAAUGGCUUCUUUGAAACCCCAAUUUCUGGUCCGUUCAGUUAAUUCCGGUGCGCAUGCUUGAGGAUUUCUUUGUUCUUGUUGCGACUUCCCUCUUUCCCAGUCACUUUUGAGUAUUUGAUAAGGGGUCAAUUGCAGAUGGUAUUAAUUUUUGAAUGUUGUUAUAUUUGGUAGCUUUUGUUUCGUUAUUGUUCCUUUCCCGUAACUUUGGUAUCAGAAUAGUAUAUAUUUGCGGAAAAUAUGCUUCGUUGUGCAUCAGAUAAGCCUUUAUUUAAUUUUUAUCAAGUCCAUUCCUGCAUUAGCGAAACAAUAUGUUAAUUUCUAGUUUUGAUCAACUUCCUAUUACAUAGUUGGAAGUAUAGAUCUACCGUCAGAUAGUUUAGUCUAUUAAAUCCUCUCGAUAUUCUUGCUGUCUAUUUCUUUAGUACCAUAAUGUCCAUAGUGAAUUUGACAUUGACUCCUUAACCGAUAGUUCUUAUGCCUAAUUCCAUUCUGUAUUUGCUUGAAAAUUUUACGAGUCCUUAAUGUCUAUGGUGAAUUUACAUUUACCCCAUAACUUUUGGUAACAAUUGUAGCUUAAUUACAUUUGACAUGAAACAAACACGCACACAGUCGCAACACACACACACACGCAUCACUGGAUUCUGCAGCCAUUUGCAUUCUCUUUGUUUAAGGCACUGUAAUAGGAGUGAGGCAUUGGUGACGAUGAUGGUGGUGGCCCCUGAUACUAAUCAGAUGACAAAGGAGGGGCGAUGAGCUAGUACCAUCACUUGACCACCAUGGUUGUGUCAGUACAGGUAGAGGUUGAUAACUGGGGGUGCUGUGCUCCGCUCCCUACCGAGUAUAGCUUAUACAACGCAUAUUCCAGUGAGGUUCUUACUUCUCUCAGUACAUGUUCUUUUCCUGCUUGAUGGGGCUUCAUAAAUUUGAAGAAUAUCAGUGAAGUACUCCUAUAGGCAUAACUCCGCCUGUGUGAGCUCGCUCACAUUGCCGGACCCAAGCCCGGGAAAAGGAGGAGGGUUGCCGUAGGUUGGCAGCCAAUGUAAAACUUGCCAAUCCAUGAGGAGUCCUCAUAACAAAAUAAUCGUAAAUGAAGACCUGAAGAUUCAUAUAGCCGAUUCCAACUUGUUUGGGAUUGAGGCGUAGUUGUUGUUGUAUGCACAAUAUUGGAUGGAGAAGUUGUACAAUUCAGGAUCAGCUUAACUAAAGCCCCAUUAGUCUUGUAGAAUUUUCUGAUUACUCAAGUUUAGUUUCGCUGUUAUUUAUUGUUCUCAAGUCUGCUGAAAAUAUUAUGUCUGAGAAUAUGGGGCUUUGAUCUGCCGGGAAAAAUUCGCAAGGUGCUUUGAAGUUGAACUAAACUACGUGAAUUGAAGGACGGAUACUAUGUUGUUGUCGUGGACCCUGCUAAAGCAGUAGAGAUGGUAGAUGAGAAUAUGAUGCAAGUUGCUGCAAUCUUUGGUUCAAUCCUGACUAAGAAAUUUGAGGUUGUGGAGCUCCUUAACGGAUUGAAACACGAUCCAUGUUGAUGUUGCCAGUGAAGGACUUAUUGCUCCUUCCCUGUGGCUGAAUCUUGAAUGGGAUUUUUGCUUGCUUCUAGCAAAUGUCACUGGUCACAUGUAUGCUAAGUUGCGUGGACUCUUCACUUUCAGUUCCGCACCCGUGUCGGAUUCUUCAAAAAUACACUAUAUAUGGCGAAUCCGACACGCAUCCGUUAACAUUUUUCACGAGUCCGAGCAACAUAGCAUGUAUGGCCUUGUAGGCAGGGGCAGACAUAGUUUUACUUCAUCGGAAAACAAUAGUUUGAAUAAAGAUCUUGAACCUGUGCUAGAAUCCCGAAUUGAAAACCGUUAAGUUUAUAUCCCGGAUCUGCCUCUGUUAGCUGGUGUUGGUUGGAUAAUAUAUGACAGAACAAACAAUAUUUGUCAGAGGAGCUUUUCUUUAGUAUCGUUUACCUCGGGUUGGAUGACAGGACAGCCUCUAGCAGAAAUGAAAGAUAAGGCUGCAUACAAUGCACCCUUAUGGUGCUUAGGCUGCUAAUUUUGUUCAGGCUGAGUAUAUAUUAUAUCAUCACGGUUGCAUGUCAUUUUGUCUUGAGUUUUUGUAUUCUGUGGUGUCUAAAGUGGCGUAUUUCAUCUUAUUUACUUCGUGAAGGCAUCACUUAACGGUGGCACUUGUUUUUUCGC
Messenger RNA from Capsicum annuum, 5334 nucleotides. RefSeq lists its product as uncharacterized. Gene Ontology annotation, molecular function: metal ion binding. The record is from RefSeq and is a predicted model, not a curated record. The coding region runs from base 1936 to 2823 and encodes 295 amino acids. The transcript has 2 exons. Lineage: Eukaryota; Viridiplantae; Streptophyta; Magnoliopsida; Solanales; Solanaceae.